Molecule: messenger RNA, 1382 nt
Organism: Rhododendron vialii
Lineage: Eukaryota; Viridiplantae; Streptophyta; Magnoliopsida; Ericales; Ericaceae
Exons: 7
Coding region: 136-966 (276 amino acids)
Source: RefSeq, a predicted model, not a curated record
ACACUGUUUUCCGUUCUUUCUGAUCUCUCCUUUGCAUUACGUUGUUUUGAUUGUGCAGUUGGACUUUCUAUCGGCACUAUAUGUACUCCCACCGGAAACCUACUUUUCAGAUGAUAGUCUCUUUGCCUUCCGCUAAUGAAACGGGCUUUGGCUGCUUGUAAGUUGCUUGCAUGGUCCUCUGAGAAUGUUGAAAAGGAAGCUUGCUAUUAUUGCAUGGAAGGGAAGCUUGUCGAGUUGGCUGUCUUGCUAAUUGUGGCUCGAAAAAAGGUUUUUGUUCCCAUCACUUUUGACAGAAAUGACGGUGCUGGCAUAUACGGAGUGACGAUCCUCCAAUGCGUUAAAAAUCAAAUCCUGUCACUGGUUGACGAGGAGAUGAAAUUAACAGCGGAAUUUCAACAUGGGAAGGUAAUUCAGAUUCAAGAUAAGAUAAAGGUUUUGAGGUCGACUGCACUGUUGCUUGAGGUUUUUGAGAGCGCUGGCGAUACUAUAGAGGAAUAUCUGGAGUCGCAGCAGCCUGUUGAUGUGCCGAGAGAACAAGUGGAGAAAGAUGUAGCUUUGAGGCUUGCGGAAAAAGGAUUUAUAUUGAAGGAUGGAGACUUUGAUUUUAGCAAUAGAGACUGUGUGAAUUUGAGCAAAUCCGUUGGGACCCCUGCCAAGUACUUAAACCAUCCAUCUGAUAAAUUAUCUCGAUUUUCUGCUCCUCGCUGGCUGCAACAAAUGCAUGCGCAUUUUGCCCCAAGGAAAGAAGUACCUCGUAAUGGCCUUCAGUCGUCAAUCCCAAGUCUCGCGAUUCCCCCUCUGCUCAAAACUGUGAGGAAGUCAAUGCGUACAGAUCAAGUCUCGAAAUUCACGUCCUAUUCUCGGUAUUGCACAAGUGUGGAUAUUCAGAAGCAAUCUAAACCAAUAUCAUGGGAGAUUCUUGCAAAAUUUGCAUUGUCCGUCAAGAGGGGGAUUAGAAUUCCUUGAGGAGCCAUCUUUGGAGGGUUAAGGUUAUGGAUGACCUAUGGGUUGGUCUUGUAAUCCCUGGGUCUGGGCCUGCUGGUUUACUGGGUAAAAGAAUAUGUGACUUGGGUUUGGUAAUAUCUAUCGGUUUGGGUUAGGGCCGAGGGAUUACUGGGUGGUUUUUUUAUGGUUCGGGUCAAGACCUAAACAAACUCGGUUUUAUCCCAGCCUUGUCCUUGAAAUAGAGAGGAAACCGUAUAGCUCACCUCACACAGUGGUCAGGUGGUGGGGCGACAAAGGUGGUCCAACAAGGUUCAUUUCUGGCCAAAUGGGGGUUCAAGUUCAACAAAUGGGCUCAAUGGUGGCUAGAUUUUAGUCGAGUGCUGGCAGUGAUGGGAGCCAAGAGAGGGAGUUGGUGGUCAGAGAGAGAGGGAGAGAGG